UACUAAAUGAGACAAAAAAUAGAUGUAAAUAAAAUAACUUUCUAGGUUACUAAAUAUAACCUCUAAGGUCAUGGGUCUGGAAAAAUUGAAACUUAUUGUUUUUGAUUUAGAUUACACGUUAUGGCCUUUUUGGGUGGACACUCACGUUAAUCCCCCGUUUAAAAAAGAACCCAGUGGAACGAUUACAGAUUCUUUAGGGACAAAAGUCACAUGCUACCCUCAAGUUCCAGAAGUGCUGAAAAAUCUGCACGAAGAAGGGUACAUUUUAGCAGUCGCAUCAAGAACUUCGGAAAUAAAAGGAGCAAGGCAACUGAUUCAGUUGUUCGGAUGGGACAAAUACUUCAAAUAUAAAGAAAUAUUUCCUGGGAAAAAAGUUACACAUUUCAAUAAUAUAAAGUCGCAGUCAGGCUUGGAAUUUGAUGAAAUGAUUUUUUUUGAUGAUGAAAUGCGUAACAUACAUGAUAUCAAUGAUUUAGGAGUGGUCUCCAUUUUUGUUGAAAAGGGUGUAUCAAAAGCUGUGAUCGAGGAAGGAAAAAGGCAAUUUUCUGAGAAACGAAAAUAAUACUUUUAGCAAUUGUGAUAUUUUACAAAAAUAUAUAGUGAUAUGUAAAAAUAUAAUAAGUUUGAAUAAUCAACUUUACCAGUA
Messenger RNA from Leptinotarsa decemlineata (Colorado potato beetle), 646 nucleotides. RefSeq names its product magnesium-dependent phosphatase 1. Gene Ontology annotation, molecular function: acid phosphatase activity. The record is from RefSeq and is a predicted model, not a curated record. Lineage: Eukaryota; Metazoa; Arthropoda; Insecta; Coleoptera; Chrysomelidae.